Molecule: messenger RNA, 840 nt
Organism: Iphiclides podalirius (scarce swallowtail)
Lineage: Eukaryota; Metazoa; Arthropoda; Insecta; Lepidoptera; Papilionidae
Source: the annotation of a GenBank genome assembly
AUGAAACUGUUCCUGGUCGCUCUGUGCUGCCUGACGGCCCUCGCGCUAGCCGAGGAGCCCCUCCGGUUCUACCACGAGAAUGUUGGCAUCCGUGAGGCCGAGCUCAUCAGGCAGACGGAGCAGGCCCUCGACUUCGACGGUGCCAGGAUCGUGGGGGGUACACAGGCUGCGCUCGGGCAGUACCCAUACAUGGCCGGCCUGGUGGUCACUCUCACCAAUGGCGCAACCUCGGUGUGCGGUGCAUCCCUCUUGACCAACACCCGCCUGGUGACGGCCGCCCACUGCUGGUGGGACGGCCGCAACCAGGCGCGCCAGUUCACGGUCGUGCUGGCCUCCCUCCGCCUCUUCUCCGGCGGCACCAGGAUCAACACCAACAGCGUCGUCAUGCAUGGCUCGUGGAACCCCAGCAGCCUGAACAACGAUAUCGCCGUCAUCACUAUCAGCCGGGUCAACUUCUCCAACGUCAUUGGACCAAUCAACCUGGCUUCGGGCAACAACAAUUACGCGGGAACCUGGGCCAUGGCCGCCGGUUUCGGCAGAACUAGGGACUCGGCUGGCAUAAGCACCAGCCAGAUGCUCUACCACGUGAGCCUGCGGGUCAUCACGAACGCCGAGUGCCUAAACGUUUACGGGGACCCAUUCGUCAUAAGCUCCACGCUUUGCGUCAGUGGCGAAGGAGGCAGGAAUAUCUGUCGAGGAGACUCCGGUGGACCUCUUGCCGUCGGCACCACCCUCAUCGGUGUCGCAUCUUUCGUCUCUGGCCGUGGCUGUCAGAUUGGAUUGCCGUCCGGUUUCGCAAGAGUUACCUCCUACAACGCCUGGAUCUGGUCCCAACUGACC